Messenger RNA from Drosophila gunungcola (fruit fly), 2818 nucleotides. RefSeq names its product spermatogenesis-associated protein 20. The record is from RefSeq and is a predicted model, not a curated record. Gene Ontology annotation, biological process: carbohydrate metabolic process. Lineage: Eukaryota; Metazoa; Arthropoda; Insecta; Diptera; Drosophilidae.
UCGCAUUCUGUGCCACCUCUACAGUCGAUAUGCUAAACAAAAAUUAAAAACAUUGGUCAAUUCACACGUUGCAGUUUUUUUUUGGCAUUGUUCGAGGUCGAGUGAAAGCACCGCGCAAGUCCCGACAAUCCCGCUCCCGAUUCGUCUGCUAUGUUCAGGGUCAGACCGCUCUUCCCGCGGAUACGAAGCACUCUGCACACGACCUUGAAACUCCAGCCAGAUACAUCCCCAUCCGAAGCGGUAUCAGUCGGAAUCGGACGGGACCUGCACCUGAACCUGCGACUCCCACACAUCGGUUGUCGUAGUCGCACGCUGAGCAACCAGAAUUUCAGGGGAAUGGCCAGCGGAGGAGAGACACCCAAGGAGGCAUCCGCAGAGGCAGCCAAGGACUCUACGGAGGCAUCGACAUCCCAGGUGACAGUCAAGGAGGCAUUGGCAACCGGAGGGGCAUCCCAGGAGGAGCCUCCAAAGCAGGGCAAUCGCCUACUCUCCUCCAAGUCGCCGUAUCUCCUGCAGCAUGCCUACAAUCCAGUGGACUGGUAUCCUUGGGGCGAUGAGGCUUUCGAAAGGGCCCGCAGUGAGAACAAGCUCAUCUUCCUUUCGGUGGGCUACUCCACCUGCCACUGGUGCCAUGUGAUGGAACACGAGUCCUUCGAGAGCCCCGAAACAGCGGCCAUUAUGAACGAGCACUUUGUGAACAUCAAGGUGGACCGGGAGGAGCGUCCGGACAUCGACAAGGUCUACAUGCAGUUCCUGCUCAUGUCCAAGGGCAGUGGUGGCUGGCCGAUGAGCGUGUGGCUAACCCCAGACUUGGCUCCCUUAGUGGCGGGAACCUACUUUCCGCCCAAGUCCCAAUACGGCAUGCCCUCAUUCCAAACUGUGCUCAAGUCCAUUGCUAAGAAGUGGUCGUCCGAUAAGGAAUCUCUGCUGAAGGCAGGAACCGUUUUGCUCAGCGCCUUGCAGAGGAACCAGGAUGCGGCGGCCGUUGCAGAUGCAGCCUUUGGACCAGGAAGUUCUGGAGAGAAGCUACGCGAAGCCAUCAACAUCCAUAAGCAGCGAUUCGACCAGAGCCAUGGGGGCUUUGGUUCGGAGCCCAAGUUCCCGGAGGUACCGCGUCUCAACUUUCUCUUUCACGCGUAUUCCGUCACCAAGGAUGCGGAUGUGCUGGACAUGGCGAUUCAAACACUGGAUCACAUUGGAAAGGGUGGCAUAAAUGACCACAUUUUUGGAGGCUUUGCUCGAUACGCGACCACCCAUGAUUGGCACAACGUCCACUUUGAGAAGAUGCUCUACGAUCAAGGCCAACUAAUGGCAGCCUUUGCCAAUGCCUACAAGAUGACCAGGAACGAAGCCUUUCUGGGCUAUGCAGACAAGAUCUACAAGUAUUUAAUGAAGGACCUAAGACACCCUUUGGGGGGAUUUUUUGCCGGCGAGGAUGCGGAUUCGUUGCCCACCCACGAAGACAAAGUGAAGGUGGAGGGAGCCUUCUACGCCUGGACCUGGGACGAGAUUGAAGCUGCAUUCAAGGCUCAGCCGGAGCGGUUUGAUGACAUUACGCCCGAGAAGGCUUUUGAGGUCUACGCCUUCCACUACGGGCUAAAGCCAACGGGAAAUGUACCGACCUACAGUGAUCCACAUGGCCACCUCACUGGCAAGAACAUUCUUAUUGUGCGAGGAUCAGCAGAGGAGACCUGCUCCAAUUGCAGCUUGCCUGCGGAGUACUUUGAGACCCUGCUGGCCACAGCCAAUGAUAUUCUGCAUGCUCUGCGGGAUAAGCGGCCGCGUCCGCACCUGGACACCAAGAUCAUAUGCGCCUGGAAUGGCCUGGUGCUGUCGGGCCUCUGCAAACUGGGCAGCUGCUACUCCGCCAACCGCAAUCAGUACAUGCAGACGGCCAAGGAACUUUUGGAAUUUCUGCGCAAGGAGAUGUUUAAGCCGGAAGAGAAUCUUCUCAUUCGCUCCUGCUAUGGCGUGGCUUUGGGAGAUGAAACCCUGGAGAAGAAUGAAUCCCAAAUCGAUGGCUUCCUGGAUGACUAUGCGUUCCUCAUCAAGGGCUUGCUGGACUACUAUAAGGCCACGUUGGACAUCGAUGCCUUGCAUUGGGCCAGGACACUGCAGGACACCCAGAACAAGCUAUUCUGGGACGAGCGCAAUGGAGCCUACUUCUUCUCGCAGGAGGAUGCGCCCAAUGUUAUUGUGCGGCUAAAGGAGGACCACGAUGGUGCCGAGCCUUGCGGUAACAGUGUAUCCGCCCGCAAUCUCGUCCUGCUGGCGCACUAUUACGAGGAGAAUGCCUACCAAGAGAAGGCCGAAAAGUUGCUUAACUUCUUUGCCGACGUCUCGCCCUUCGGACACGCUCUACCAGAAAUGAUGUCGGCUCUGCUGAUGCACGAGAACGGACUGGAUCUUGUGGCAGUGGUGGGACCGGAUUCCCCGAGCACCCAGCGUUUCGUGGAGAUUUGCCGCAAGUUCUACAUCCCAAGCAUGAUCAUAGUGCAUGUGGAUCCCGCGAAUCCGGAUGACUCCUCCAACCAUCGCCUGCAAACAAAGUUUAAGAUGGUCAAUGGCAAGACCACGGUUUACAUUUGUCACGAGCGAGCAUGUCGCAUGCCGGUUACCUGUCCAACGCAGUUGGAGAAUAACCUAAUGGAGUUCUUCUUCUCGAAGCGUGACUAAAUCCUAGGAGUUUCUCGAAUUAUAUUUUUAGAUCAUCUAGAUGUUAUUGAAUGUUGUUUAUUUUUUUUGCUUCAAAAGCGAAAAUCAGUUCUCGGAACUGCCUAGUUGUAAGUAGGCGUUAAUAAAGACUCCAAUAGACUUG